Molecule: messenger RNA, 1000 nt
Organism: Glycine soja
Lineage: Eukaryota; Viridiplantae; Streptophyta; Magnoliopsida; Fabales; Fabaceae
Exons: 6
Coding region: 155-748 (197 amino acids)
Source: RefSeq, a predicted model, not a curated record
GGGUUGAAUGGCAGGUGAAGAAUCCCAUCCCGGAGAAGCAAGCAAAGUGUAAUACACGCAGUUGGUAUUGAAAAAAACAACAAGAGUGAAAGAGAAGAAAAAACAGGAAUGAAUAAAAUUGUAUAACAAAGAGUUUGUUUCUUCUUAUGUGAAAAUGCGUAGAGGAGGUGAGGGAGAGAACAUGGCAGUGCCUCAACUAACUUCAAGUUCCAGCACGAGAAGAUUGAGCCUAAGAACAACGAGACCAGACCCUUUCUUGUCGCUGUGCAAAUGCUUCAGCUUCGUUGUCGUUCUCUCUGCCAUUCUCUGCAUCGCCGUUAACGUCCUCUCUGCUAUUCGCUCCUUCAAACACCAAUCCGAUAUUUUCGAUGGCAUAUUUCGGUGUUACGCGGUCUUCCUAGCGUGUUUCGUGGUUCUGGCUGAGACGGAAUGGAACUUCAUCAUCAAGUUCUGGAAGGUUCUGGAGUAUUGGGUUGGCAGGGGUAUGCUGCAGAUUUUUGUAGCAGUCAUGACUAGGGCAUUCCCUGACUAUAGUGGGGAGCGAAAAGAACUUGUAAUUUUCCAGGGCAUAGCGUGCUAUAUGCUUCUUGCUUGUGGCUCAAUUUAUGUUGUGUCGGGAAUCCUUUGCGUUGGUUUACUGAAACGUUCUCGCCAGAAGCAAGAGAUCUCUAGAGAGCAAGCAGAAAAGGAUCUUCAGGAGUUGGAACGGCGUAGAGAAGAACUUGAACAACUGCUUAUAACAGAAUAGGUUCGAAGCUUUUGAAAGUAGUGCUGAAAUUGUCUCAUUACACAGUGAACAAACCUCUACAGGCAACAACCUAUGAAUACCUGAUUAUGGUAGUGUUGUUGAUUACUAUUGUUCGUUCAAUUAAACUAAUGAAUUACAUUCUUUAAGGGGAGAAAUUGACCUAUUGAGUAAAUAUGUAUAAGCAAUAUUCAAAAUGAUGUUUCAACUUCUAUUCUUAAGAAUGAAUUCAAUCAUAACCGAUGUUCAGAUAAA